Molecule: messenger RNA, 502 nt
Organism: Cetraspora pellucida
Lineage: Eukaryota; Fungi; Glomeromycota; Glomeromycetes; Diversisporales; Gigasporaceae
Source: the annotation of a GenBank genome assembly
AUGUCUGUUCUCCGUGAACUUGGUAAAACUGGUGUUAAAAUUCUAGUAAUUGGACUUGGGUGUAACGGAAUGAGUGAAUUUUACGGAUUAACUGAUGAUACGGAAAAUUUAAAAGUAUUAAAUCAUGCGAUUAAUUUAGGAUGCAUCUUCUGGGAUACUGCAGACAUUUACGAAAUAUUACUUUCAAAAGUUCUUAAAGAUCGACGUAGUGAAGUUUUUCUUUGUACAAAAUUCGAUAAUGUUCGUGAAGAAAAUGGAGAGUACUUGGGUGUAAAUGGGAAAUCAGAAUAUGUUCACGAAUCAUGCGAAAAAAGCUUACAAAGAUUAGGUGUUGAUUUAUUGAUCUUUACUAUCAACAUCGUGUCGAUCCUACCAUAUACAGUUAAGGCUAUGACUGAACUUGUUGAAAAGGGUAAAGUUAAAUAUCUUGGACUUUACGAAUGUUCGGCUGAAACUCUUCGACGCGCUCAUAAAGUUCAUCCAAUCGCUGCCUUUCAGGCAC